AUGGCUCUGAACCAAUAUCAAGCACCGGUUGACUAUGCCGCGCAACUGGAUGGCUUCAAGGAUUUCUUGAAACACUUUAAAACCCUGCAGUCAACUUCGGAAGCCGCUGCGACCGAGGCUUUGGAGGACUUGAAUAUUGACGGCAAUCGCACCAGUGACGAAUAUGAUUUCAUGGAUGAUGUGGAUGGGGGAGCAAGGAGACGCAAAGAGCCGAAGCUCAAGUACAUGCAGAUUCUGCAAGACAUUGCCAACCGAGAUGCCUCUAAUAUUGUGAUUGAGCUUGACGACUUGGAAAUCUUUGAAAGAGCUCUCCCGGAGGAGCAGCAGAACCUAAACCUCGUCGGAUCAAUUCAGAAAAAUACCAAGCGCUAUAUCGAUGUUUUUUCACAGGCGGUGGACGCGGUCAUGCCCAAGGAGACCAAGGAUGAUGAUGUGCUGGAUGUCAUCAUGUCCCAGCGCGAGAAGCGUAACGAGACCAUGGAGAUGGCCGCAGAAGCUGAUAUGGAUGCUGCGGCUGCUGCGAGCAUGUUCCCCCCGGAGCUUACCCGCCGAUACACCCUGAACUUCAAACCGCUUACCCCGUCCGGCUCUAGCAGCGACCGCGCGGGCAAGGCCUUCGCCGUGCGCAAUGUGCGGGGAGAACACUUGGGUAGCCUGAUUACUGUCCGCGGUAUUACCACCCGUGUAUCCGACGUCAAGCCGGCUGUCCAAAUCAACGCAUACACUUGCGACCGAUGCGGAUGCGAAGUCUUCCAGCCCAUUGUCACCAAGCAGUUCCUUCCCCUUUCCGAGUGCUUGUCUGAGGAGUGCAAGAAGAACAACUCCAAGGGCCAGCUUUUCCUUUCUACCCGUGCCUCGAAGUUUGUGCCCUUCCAAGAGGUCAAGAUUCAAGAAAUGGCAGACCAGGUGCCCGUGGGUCACAUUCCCCGCACAUUGACUGUCCACUGCCACGGUGCUCUCACCCGGCAGCUGAAUCCCGGCGAUGUGGUUGAUAUCGCUGGUAUCUUCCUUCCCACUCCCUACACUGGUUUCCGUGCUAUUCGUGCCGGUCUCCUGACCGAUACCUACCUCGAGGCCCAGCACAUCACCCAGCACAAGAAGUCCUACCAGGAUAUGGGCAUGGACGCCCGUACCUUGCGCAAGAUCGAACAGCACCAGAGAUCCGGCAAUAUGUAUGAGUACCUCUCGCGGUCUAUCGCCCCCGAGAUUUACGGACACCUUGAUGUGAAGAAGGCUCUGCUUCUCCUUCUGAUUGGUGGUGUGACCAAGGAGAUGGGUGAUGGUAUGCACAUUCGUGGUGAUAUCAACAUUUGCCUUAUGGGUGACCCUGGUGUGGCCAAAUCCCAACUGCUUCGAUAUAUUACCAAGGUUGCUCCCCGUGGUGUUUAUACCACCGGUCGUGGUUCCAGUGGUGUCGGUCUGACCGCUGCUGUGAUGAGAGAUCCCGUUACCGAUGAGAUGAUGUUAGAGGGAGGCGCCCUUGUCCUUGCUGACAAUGGUAUCUGCUGUAUUGAUGAGUUCGACAAGAUGGAAGACGGCGAUCGUACAGCCAUUCACGAAGUCAUGGAACAACAGACUAUCUCCAUCUCCAAGGCCGGUAUCAAUACGACCCUGAACGCCCGCACUUCGAUCCUGGCCGCAGCCAACCCCCUGUAUGGCCGCUACAACCCUCGCCUAUCCCCAGUGGAGAACAUUAACCUUCCCGCCGCUCUCCUUUCUCGAUUCGAUGUCAUGUUCCUGCUGCUCGACACUCCCAAUCGCGAGGGCGACGAGGAGCUAGCUAAUCACGUCACCUACGUCCACAUGCACAACAAGCACCCCGAGUCUGAAGAUUCCGGUAUCAUGUUCACUCCCCACGAGGUCCGCCAGUACAUCGCCAAGGCCCGUACCUUCCGUCCUGUCGUUCCCACCAGUGUUUCCGACUACAUGGUUGGCGCUUACGUCGCUAUGCGCAAGAGACAAAAGAAGGACGAGGCCCGUCGUCAGCAAUUCUCCCACGUCACCCCCGUACUCUGCUGGGUAUUGUCCGCUCUGGCCCGUCUUCGCUUUAGUGAGGAAGUUGUGCGUGAGGAUGUUGAUGAGGCUUUGCGUAUCAUUGAUGUCAGCAAGGCCUCUCUGUACAACGACGGCGAUGCGUCUGCCGACCACACUCCCAGCAGCAAGAUCUACACCAUGAUCCGCAACCUGCGUGAGAGCGGAGCCGCUGCUGUUGGCGACGGGGAUGACAACGAGCUUAGCGUGCGCCGCAUUCGCGAGCGUGUGUUGGCCAAGGGCUUCACUGAGGAUCAGCUUACCACAGCCCUCUACGAGUAUGCCGAGUUGGGCGUCUGGCAAACCACUGGCAACGGCGCUCGCCUCAUGUUCAUUGAGGGUGAUGAUGAAAUGCAAGGCUAA
Molecule: messenger RNA, 2394 nt
Organism: Penicillium maclennaniae
Lineage: Eukaryota; Fungi; Ascomycota; Eurotiomycetes; Eurotiales; Aspergillaceae
Product: DNA replication licensing factor MCM7
Exons: 5
Coding region: 1-2394 (797 amino acids)
Biological process (GO): DNA replication initiation; double-strand break repair via break-induced replication; DNA strand elongation involved in DNA replication
Cellular component (GO): nucleus; MCM complex
Molecular function (GO): single-stranded DNA binding; ATP binding; single-stranded DNA helicase activity
Source: RefSeq, a predicted model, not a curated record